GCCAGUCAAGCCGUCGUCGGGUAGGAGGAGAAUCAGCGGAGUUUGGGACCUCACACAGCAAAGACGUGGCUACUGUCGAUCUUCUCAACGUUUCCCCAAUGCCCUCCUCUCAUCUGUCUUCAAUGCUUUGGAUGGCCAAGCUCAAGCGAUGGAGAUGGAUCCCACUUUUGCGCAAUCCAUUCAAUCUCCCUCCUCGUCGGAGACACUCAUUCUCCUGGGGCAUGGCAUCACGGACAUGACCAUCGAGACAAUUCACGUCAUCUUCACCAAGAUCGGCGUUUACUUUGCUCCGGAAGUCAAGGAUCAUCUCCAGUCCUUCAAGUGCCUCCCGGUAUCCGAGCUCCUCAAGGAUGGCAGUGAGUUUUUCCAGCAGCUCAUACAAGCUCCGGUUUCUAAGCUCAUCAAGAUCUUGCUCGUCAAGGGGCAACUUGGGAGCCAGUACGCAUCCACAAUCGAGACUAGCAUUCGCGACAGGCUAGCCUACGAUGACAAAUACGAGGAGGACGAGGAGAUAGCUCUCGCAAAUCUCUGCGAGUUCUUCCAGAGCAAGAAACUGGAGCCAAACUCCACCAUCGUCUACUCCUGGCCAUCGUCAAGCUCUCACGUUGAGGUUUUCGUUCGCGAGGAAGGAUCAAAAGCUCCUUCCAGAUUCAUUGUCAACAACGAGAACGUUUCCACUUCCAUUAUCGAGUGGAUUUUGGGAGAAAACUGCAUGACACCCUCCACUGUAGAAUCUGUGGCCAAGAGCAUCGCUACUGAGUGCUAGUCUAUGAUUAAUCAAUCAAAUCAAAAUCAUUUGAAUAAAA
This is a messenger RNA of Selaginella moellendorffii, 806 nucleotides long. Its product is annotated as probable chalcone--flavonone isomerase 3. Bases 149 to 766 code for a protein of 205 amino acids. Lineage: Eukaryota; Viridiplantae; Streptophyta; Lycopodiopsida; Selaginellales; Selaginellaceae. The transcript has 5 exons. Gene Ontology annotation, molecular function: intramolecular lyase activity. The record is from RefSeq and is a predicted model, not a curated record.